Messenger RNA from Aspergillus saccharolyticus JOP 1030-1, 273 nucleotides. RefSeq lists its product as uncharacterized. Bases 1 to 273 code for a protein of 90 amino acids. The transcript is spliced from 2 exons. NCBI's taxonomy places the organism in Eukaryota, Fungi, Ascomycota, Eurotiomycetes, Eurotiales, Aspergillaceae. The record is from RefSeq and is a predicted model, not a curated record.
AUGAGCUGGGUCCAUAAUCUCACCCACCCGGAUCCCCACAGCCAUGUUGCGCGGGUCAUCGCUAUCUGCUUGACCUUCAGCAUCAGCGCUGUACUGGCCGUGCUGCUACGGCUUCACGUCCGGUUGCACACCAAGCGCGACCUCUGGCUCGACGACUAUGCGGCGAUUGCAGUGCAGUGCUGGGAGACACGGUAUGGUCUUGGACUGGAUGUAGCGUCUUUUCCUGAUGUCAAAGUGGUGAUGUUCAGUAAGGUUUGUAUUCUUCACCUUUAG